GAUGAUGCACCUCUGAUCUGUAAAGGAUAACUAUGCUACAAUCCACAGACUCAGAGAGACUGGUCAUCCAGAAAGAAAAAACCACCAUGGCCACAGAGGUAGAACUGAAACCUGUAAGUGAACAGAGUGAGUACGUCCUAGGCAUGCAAGUGGACAAGAAGACCCGUCCCCAGAAAGUCCCGAGUUUGUGUUCCGUGCGCUACGGAAUGGCCUUCCUCGCACACUUAAGCAACUUCACAUUCAUAGCACAGAAUUCCAUCAUAAGCAUCACUAUGGUAGCCAUGGUCAACAGCACAGACAACCAACCUCACCUCAACAGCUCCACAGAAGGGCUUCCCACCAAUUUAAAUGGUGACCAACACGAAGCCUUGAAGGAUCUUUCUGUAAAGGCCCCCGUGUAUAACUGGAGUCCUCAAACCCAAGGAUUCAUCUUCAGUUCUGUCCAGUACGGCAUGAUGCUGAUGCAGGGCCCUGGUGGAUUCUUGGCUGGGAAAUUAGGAACUAAGAAAGUGGUCGGAGUUGCUCUGCUCGGGUCCUCACUGCUCACUCUCUUCAUCCCGUUGGCUGCCAAUCUCGGACUAGCCGUUCUCCUGGCAACGCGAGCAAUCCAGGGCUUAACCCAGGGCACUGGAUUCGGGGGUCAGUUUGCACUCUGGCAGAGAUGGGCUCCUCCGAACGAACGCAGCCGACUCUGCAGCAUUGCUCUGUCAGGAAUGGUGUUGGGAAUCUUUGCUGUCCUCCUUGUGGGUGGCGUCAUUAGUGAAGCCCUUGGCUGGCCCUUUGUCUUCUAUAUCUUCGGCGGUAUCGGCUGUAUCUGCUGCCUUCUCUGGUUCAUUCUGGUUUAUGACGACCCUGCCUCUCACCGGUGGAUAAGUGGUCCAGAAAAGGAAUACAUCAUAUCCUCCCUGCACCAACAGGUCAGCUCAGAAGAUCAGCCGCUUCCCAUCAAAGCCAUGCUCAGAUCUCUGCCACUCUGGUCCAUAUGUCUUUGCACUAUGACCCACCAGUGGCUUGUUAACACCUUUAUAAUAUACACCCCAACCUACAUCAGUUCUGUGUUCAAAAUCAACAUCAGAGACAAUGGGUUCCUGUCUUCUCUUCCUUUUUUCGUUGCCUGGGUUGUUGGUAUCCUGGGAGGCCAGCUCGCAGAUUUUCUUCUGAGCAAGAAUUUUAGGCUCGUAACUGUGAGGAAAAUCAUCACAAUUUUAGGAAACGUCCCCCCAGUAGCCCUCAUUGUGGCUCUGCCCUAUGUCCAGUCCAGCUACAUCACAACAAUUGCAUUUCUGACGCUUUCCUGUGGAUUGAGUCCUCUGUGUCAGUCCGGAGUCUAUAUCAAUGCUUUAGAUAUUGCCCCAAGGUAUGCUAGCCUUCUUCUGGGAACAUCUAGAGGAUUGGCACAUUCAUCUGCUGUGCUGGUACCCAUUGUUGGUGGCUUUUUCCUCAAUCAGGACUCUGAAUUCGGGUGGAGGAAUUUAUUUUUCGUAUUACUUGCCGUUAACCAGUUUGGCUUAAUCAUCUACCUCGUGUUUGGGAAAGCAGAUGUCCAAGAAUGGGCUAAGGAGAGGACGCUCACUCGGUUGUGAAGCUGUCCCGCCUCCAGUAAAGAAAUCAUUACACAUGCUGGUUCCUAUGUGGGAAGACUGCCAUCAAAAAUGACAUCAGGUCCCCCUGUCCCUUUCAUUCAGAUUUCUUGUGAAGAAAAUAUAAGAUGAAUAAAAAAUAAAGUAAAAUAUAGCAAAGAA
Peromyscus maniculatus bairdii (prairie deer mouse) is the source of this 1742-nucleotide messenger RNA. NCBI's taxonomy places the organism in Eukaryota, Metazoa, Chordata, Mammalia, Rodentia, Cricetidae. The record is from RefSeq and is a predicted model, not a curated record.